AAAGCUCUUGAAAAGACAUGACAUUAGCAACCCCUGUAACGCGCCAGUGAAAUUCGAACUACCUUUUUCUCAAAAGAAGAGACAGUCCACAUGAAACCUUCAAAAUUUAGGUGAGAUCCGGUCGGAUUUCACUCGUCAUCAGGAUAUAGAGAGGGAGGAAAACGUCUGUUUAUUUUGAGAAAGAAGGUCCGAACAGGUUGGUUCAAACCAUCCCUUAAGAGCUACAAACAACGGCAAAGCAACAAUAACAACAGAAUAUUGCAACAGGUAUUUGACAUGUUAAGCACUUGGAAGAAAACGUAACGAAGAACUUACUGAAAAACAAUGAUAAGUUACACUUAUCAAAUUUUGUGGAAAUUCACCUGAAAACGCUUUUAUUACAGUCCGGAGUGUCACGCUGUCCUCUUCUAAAGCAUUCUACAUCUCAAUGGAAGUGAAGUUCAUCUUCAGAGCGGGAAACUAAAAUCAACAACUGGAUAGCAAAUAUUGGCAACAAAUAUUAAGAUAAAAAUAUGUUUCCUAGCGGUAAUCUGUUAAGCGGCUCUAUAGCGGUCUUAGCCAUCGCGUUCGCAAUAUUCCAGGCUCAACCCGCGCCUCCCCAGUCACCACUGCUAUACCAAUGGGAGACUAUUGAUGGGAAAAUAACUCGAUUUGACAACAAAUAUAACAUCUUCUAUAAAGAUAUAAGUGGGCAAGUGAACAACAGUGAAAUUCUCCUUGUUCUGCAUGGAUUUCCGACUUCUAGUUUCGACUUCUAUCUCAUGAUUAAUGGUCUGAGAAAGACGUUUCAGCGUGUUAUUCUUAUCGACUUCCUCGGAUUUGGCUACAGUGAUAAACCGCGAGAUCACGCAUACUCAAUUUCAGAGCAGACAGACAUUGCUGAGCAUGUCCUCUCGGUGCUGGGCAUACAUGAAUUCCAUAUUCUUGCCCAUGAUUAUGGUGACACGGUCGCUCAGGAGUUUCUCGCCAGAGAACUGGAGAGUAGGUCCUCACGGCCCCGUAGCUAUAGUGUAAAGUCGGCAGCUCUUCUAAAUGGAGGCCUUUUUCCAUCAACUCACCGGCCUACCUGGACACAGAGCCUCCUCAGAGCGCCUUUAUUUGCUCCUGUGAUAGCCAGAUUUGCUAAUCGAUGGUUGUUCGGAAACUCUCUUAAUCAGGUGUUUGGGCAAAAUCAACUAACUUCGGACGACAUUAAACAGCUGUGGUAUCUUGUUCGCUACAACAACGGCUACAGAGCCUGGCCCAGGCUUCUUUCAUAUAUUGAUGAGCGGCAAACUUCAGAAACGCGCUGGACAAAUGCUCUCCAGCGUGCUAAAAUACCACUGUGUGUUUUCUACGGUCCUGCGGAUCCUGUAAAUCCACCACCGUAUUUCGCAGAGCAUUAUAACAAGGUUAUCCCUCGGCCGUGCAUUGAGACUUUCCCCGACGAUAUUGGACAUUACCCGCAGUUGGAAGAUCCUGAAGCUUUGAUGCAGAAAUACGUACGAUUCUUGAAAACGCGGGUAAAAAUUCACGUAGAUGAGACACAAGUGAAAGUGAUUAUUCCAGAAAAGCUAGCAGCGCCACAUCCCAUCACAGAAUAAUGAUGAACCUGAUUUAAUAAGCGUCAACACAUCUCAUAGGCACUUUGGCCGGUAUGAAAUGGAUACCCGAACUUUACCCGUUAUCCACGGCUUCAGAUGAAUCAAAAGUGUCGCAAACUUCCAAUGCAAAUGGUUUUAGAGAUGAGUUGGCGGAGUAUAAUAACUGAAGCCGACAGGUACAAAAUGAAAAAUAAUAUUACAGGCCGAGCGUUGUGUAGUACAGAACCACUCACCCUAAAAGAAUUUCGUACCUUUAAUACUGUCUUAUGUCCAACGCUAGAGUAUUAAUGAAGACGUACGUUACACAUCGUAAGUACAUAAGAUUUUUGCUAUUUGGAAAACCCAUAGUGUGUGCUGUACGACACAAAUUACUAAACGACACUGAGGUACUUUACCGUAUCUUGAAUAUUUAACCUUAAAUAAGCGUGGCAGAAGUGAUUUUGGCCAAGCAAACUGUGGCCAAAUAAUUAAAUACCUUUAAUACACGAAUACUGCCGAAGCAGUAUCUUACUACUCGUUUGGGUGAUAUAUAAGUAUUGACAAAGAAGGUCGCAUCUCUCCGACUCACGAUCCAUUUCGACGAUCGUACCGUGCAUAAUACGUUGGUUUAGUACUAUCGAAUGCGCACACGUUUGUUGACGAAAUGUAAAAUCCAGUUGCAUUUUCUACGGUUACGAACUUCUGUUAAUGGUAAAUCACAGCCACCAGAAUAACUAGAUAGAGACCAAAAAUGAUUCAUCUAAGUUAACUGAAAUUUUCCUAAGUUAAAUAUAUGACCGCCAAUGUAUAUACGGUCAAGAUAAUUUUGACAUUUUUCACACUGUACACCGACGUCUUACCUUCUUUUGUUUAUCAUAUUAUAAAAUACGUCUCGGUAUCAGGCCGAUACCAACGACCAAUGCAGAAUUUUAAUAGAUAAAUGUAUACUAUGGUAGCUAAUAAAUCCGUACAAAUAUAUAAUUUUUGUAAACCGCCAUUAAUCCUGAACAUGUCAUUCGCAUACAUUUAGUAAAUACAGUACUAUUGUUAACAGGUUUAUAUAAACGUUGAUAUUUAUGAUAUGUAUUUGAUUCUAACAGACACCUAUUUGAUAAGUUGGAGGGUAAAAUCAGUUUUAAUUGUUGUGGGUUUGCUGAGAGUUAUUUUACUUAUCAGACAUUAUUAAUUUAUGUUUCUUAUAACAUAGCAACAACAUUGCUCAUGUUAAGGUGUCUAUAAACACUGAACUGUACCCUAUUGUUCGAUGUAUCUAGACAUCUUAGCAGUAAUAGCUUUUUUGAAAAAUCCGUUAAGUAACGAAAGAUAAGGCUUUCGUUACAUUCGAUUAGUUACAGAUAUUAAACAGAACAUGUCGUUUGUCAAAUUAACUGCCUGCUUAAUACCAGGCUAACAUGAAUACCGGAAAAUUCGUGUGAAGGAAAAAGUUCUUUACUGUGAGUGAACACUGCAACAGCCCAGAAUAUUUCUGGCAGUGUAGCUUAAAUAAAUAAUAGCUUUAAUUAUCUCCGCCAUUGUAGGUUCUCCCUUCUUAUGUGUUGAAUUGAAAAAAGUCUUUAGGCGCCAUAAAGCGAGGUGCCACCAUACUGUUCCAUAAAAACAGUAAACACUAGAUGUUUACCUACAGUUUCCACUGUUAGAGCCACUGAAUCAUUUUUCACUAACAUCUAUAUUCUGAGACUGAGAUACAAGUUCAUUUUGUAUUAGAAUCCCUCUUGCCUUUGAGAACGGUAACAUCGAGGCGGACGUUUGGAGGAUGUGGCACGUUUUCAAAACAUUCCCUUCGUUUGCAAGCCAAUAAAUUGCCGACUGUCAUGUUGUUUGAAAAAAACCACCUUAAUUAUCGAGUGAUGCUUAUACUGCCAUCCUGUAAACUAACUCAAUUUGCCGGCCCCCAUGUAGCAAGUAUAAUUUCGAAAUUUCCCUACGCCUAUACAUUGUGCAGAUAAUGACGUGCGUUCCAUCUAUUCAUCUGAUUAACUUCAUUGUUUUGCAUCAUGCGCAUCAAAUGAGACUUUCAUAUAAAGCGGUGCUACGGCCAAUAUAUGAUUUUGUAUAUAAAAUAACUUAUGCUAGUUAUGCUCUUUACACACGGGGACUUAGAAAAAUAAGAGACAUUUUCAUAUUUCUACCGCCGACCACUAUGCCUCUACUUGCAUUAUUAUGCAAUAUUUU
This is a messenger RNA of Varroa destructor (honeybee mite), 3755 nucleotides long. Its product is annotated as mesoderm-specific transcript protein-like. Gene Ontology annotation, cellular component: membrane. Lineage: Eukaryota; Metazoa; Arthropoda; Arachnida; Mesostigmata; Varroidae. Gene Ontology annotation, biological process: acylglycerol catabolic process. The record is from RefSeq and is a predicted model, not a curated record. Gene Ontology annotation, molecular function: monoacylglycerol lipase activity.